AAGAUCCUGUUCGCUUCGGUACGCUUCUGACGGCGUCAAUAUUGCCUCCUGCAUCUGCAUCGAUGGCUCGAUAUCUCUCCUCCCGAUCCUUAAUCCGGUCGCCGGCAGCCUUCACGUCGUUCUGCCCCGCCUUCCUCCCCUCCCUCGACGCCUCCCACCUCCUCGCAGUUCGCUGUCGAUCCAACAUCCCUGCCGAUGUGAACAUCGUGGAGAUCGAUCUCGACGCCGACGGCGCGCCCGGAUCGAGCGAGAUUGAAACCCUACGAAGGCGCCGCAUCGUUGAUGACGCUAUCCACGGCAUGAUAGUCCGACAUUUCGCUCCCGAUUGGCUCCCGUUCGUCCCCGGCAGAUCCUAUUGGGUCCCCCUCCAGAAGCGACCCUACCGCGUCACCGAACUCAUCGCUAGUCUUGCGGACGCCAAGCUUAAGGAUCCGAAGCCCAGAAACUUGCUCUCGAAGGAGGAGAAGAUGUCGCUUACCACCGAGAGGGGUUGGCCGUCUUCGGCCUAUUUCUUUGGGAAUCCGUCUCCACAAGUGAAGAGCCCACAAAAAUCGGCCAAGGCACAAACUGACGACGAAGACAACUGAGCCUCAUCUGAUACUCAAGGGACCCUGCUCCAAUGUACACAUGCCAACAAUACUCCCAACUUGGUUGCACAUUUGAAGGAGGUGGAAGCUUUUGGCAAUUGGCAGUUGAUACAUCAAAGCAAACAUUGUUCAAACCUUAUCUCUUUAGCCUCCAAAACAAUGACAAAAAUAAUGUCUUUGUAACUUGAGAAUGAUGUGUUUGUCGAAACUAUUGCUUCCAUUAUCUAUUUUGUUCAUCUCCCAUUAUCCCAUGUAUAUAAAAUGUGCACCAUAUUCAACUUUGUUAUGCAACGCCUUCAUGCAUAAA
This is a messenger RNA of Zingiber officinale, 894 nucleotides long. RefSeq lists its product as uncharacterized. The record is from RefSeq and is a predicted model, not a curated record. Bases 63 to 587 code for a protein of 174 amino acids. The transcript is spliced from 3 exons. Lineage: Eukaryota; Viridiplantae; Streptophyta; Magnoliopsida; Zingiberales; Zingiberaceae.